Molecule: messenger RNA, 1890 nt
Organism: Penicillium cataractarum
Lineage: Eukaryota; Fungi; Ascomycota; Eurotiomycetes; Eurotiales; Aspergillaceae
Product: putative sucrose transporter
Exons: 4
Coding region: 1-1890 (629 amino acids)
Cellular component (GO): membrane
Molecular function (GO): sucrose:proton symporter activity
Source: RefSeq, a predicted model, not a curated record
AUGGUCCAAGUACGAUCGACUGCGCAUACCGUCCACGAAUCUUCGCCCCUUAUGGAGUCACGGCGUAGGAGUGACUCUGAUGUGCAGCUGGGGGGUUAUGGCGAGGUUGAAGAUAAGGAUUUGGAUGAUUCGUCGAAGAGUGGGUGGUAUUUGUUUUUGUUGACGAUUUCGAUUGGAGGGUUGCAGGUUGUUUGGUCUGUGGAGUUAUCUAAUGGGUCGCCCUAUCUGCUCUCGCUGGGAAUGAGCAAGGCUCUUCUCGCGUUUGUCUGGAUAGCAGGACCCGUGACCGGUACCCUGGUGCAACCGUAUAUCGGAAUCCGGAGCGACAAUUGCAGACAUCCAUGGGGCAAAAGGAAACCGUUUAUGGUUGGUGGUGCUGUGGCACUUAUCAUCUCUUUACUUGCCCUGUCUUGGGUGCAGGAGAUCAUGGGUGUGUUUUUAUCGGUAUUUGGCGUCGAUCGACAGUCCGGCGGUGCGAAGAUAACCAAUAUCGUCGUUGCGACUAUUUUGAUGUAUUGUCUGGAUUUUGCGAUUAAUACUGUGCAAGCUGCGAUUCGAGCGUUUAUUGUGGAUAACUGUCCUGCUCACCAGCAGGAGGUUGCCAAUGCUUGGGCUAGUCGGUUGACAGGCGUUGGCAAUAUCUGCGGGUUUAUCUUUGGAUAUCUUGAUUUACCAAAGAUUUUACCAUUCCUUGGAAAGACGCAGUUCCAAGUUCUCUGCGCGCUGGCUUCUAUAUCUCUUACCGUCACACUGCUCGCCAGCUGUCUCUACAUCAAAGAGCGCGACCCCAGACUGGAUGGACCACCACCAUCUGAUGGUCUGGGCCUCGUCUCUUUCUUCCGCCAGGUCUUCAAAUCUAUUCGCAAUCUACCACCGCAGAUUGCGCGGGUCUGCGAGGUACAGCUCGCCGCAUGGGCUGGAUGGUUCCCAUUCUUGUACUAUGCGACUACCUACGUUGGCCAGCUUUAUGUCAACCCGAUCUUUGCGGAUCAUCCUGACAUGUCGGAUGAUCAGAUUGAUCGGACGUGGGAGGAUGCUACUCGGAUUGGCACUUCUGCACUUCUUGCUUAUGCCAUUAUCUCCUUCGUUGCUAACAUUGUCCUCCCGCUCCUUGUGAUCCCCACGUCGGGCCAAGUCUCCGAGACGACAGCCCACCAUGAACGAGUUGUCUAUCCCGAGAACGAGGAUGGAGGUACUACGGGAGAUUCUUACGAGCCCCUCCUCGACGGAACACCUCAUAAGAUUGUUGAGGAGGAACCGACGUGGCUCUCCCGUCUUCAAAUCCCCGGCCUGACACUUCGCCGAACCUGGCUUCUCUCGCAUCUCCUUUUCGCAGUAUGCAUGUUCAGCACUUUCUUCAUCUCAUCUUACCCCGCCGGAUCAGUGGUCAUCGGGUUCGUCGGAAUAUCCUGGGCAUUGACACUAUGGGCACCAUUUGCCCUGAUCUCGGCCGAGGUAGCCCGCACCGAUGUCACACGGCGCCCACAUCGUCACGACACAGGGGGAGUCGGCUCCGCGACGGAGCCCGGGAGGGCACAUACUGCUACCACCUCCGGGUCUUAUGCGCCCGUUUCUAGCGAGGAUGAUCAUGAAGAUGAAGAUGAACAUGAUGCUAGAGACCAUGAUCUAGAGAAUGGUGGUCAAAAGCCCGUUCUUAUCAGUGAGGAAGAGAACCUUGCGCAGGCGGGUAUUGUGUUGGGUCUGCAUAAUGUGGCGGUUUCAUUCCCUCAGAUCUUUUCUAGUCUGAUCUGCAGCGCCAUCUUCAAGGUUGCGCAGAAGCCGCGCGGCGAGCCGUGGGAUGAUAGUGUGGGAUGGGUGCUUCGAUUUGGUGGAUGUGCUGCACUGGUUGCGGCAUGGCUUACCAGGAGGUUGGCCGAAGGCUCCAAAUGA